Molecule: messenger RNA, 1255 nt
Organism: Etheostoma cragini (Arkansas darter)
Lineage: Eukaryota; Metazoa; Chordata; Actinopteri; Perciformes; Percidae
Gene: actr1
Product: actin related protein 1, centractin
Exons: 9
Coding region: 194-1255 (353 amino acids)
Source: RefSeq, a predicted model, not a curated record
CGGCGGUGUUGUUGUGGCGGACGGGCGGACGGAGGCGGGACGACCGGUCAGCGGCAGCAGCACGGAGAGAAGCGGCGGCGACACGGCACAGUGCGGACUGACUGCGCGUUAUCUUUUACAUGAUUAAAAACACCGCGCGGGGAGGAACACGCACACGGAUCGAUAGACACAUAGCUUCGGUAUCUAGUCCGUCAUGGAGUCCUAUGACAUUUUAGCUAACCAGCCCGUUGUGAUUGAUAACGGCUCGGGGGUCAUCAAAGCUGGUUUUGCCGGUGACCAGAUCCCCAAAUACUGUUUCCCUAACUAUGUGGGGCGUCCCAAGCAUGUGCGCGUGAUGGCCGGAGCCCUGGAGGGGGACCUCUUCAUCGGACCCAAGGCAGAGGAGCACCGGGGCUUGUUGUCGGUGCGGUACCCCAUGGAGCACGGCAUCGUGAAGGACUGGAACGACAUGGAGAGGAUCUGGCAGUACGUGUACUCCAAGGAGCAGCUGCAGACCUUCUCCGAGGAGCAUCCUGUGCUGCUGACCGAAGCUCCUCUCAACCCCAGCAAGAACCGAGAGAAGGCCGCGGAGGUCUUCUUUGAGACCUUCAACGUUCCCGCCCUCUUCAUCUCCAUGCAGGCCGUCCUCAGCUUGUACGCCACGGGCCGGACCACCGGUGUGGUGUUGGACUCGGGCGACGGCGUGACCCACGUGGUGCCCAUCUACGAGGGCUUCGCCAUCCCGCACUCCAUCAUGCGCGUGGACAUCGCCGGGCGGGACGUGUCGCGGUACCUGCGCCUGCUGCUGCGCAAGGAAGGCUACAACUUCAACACCUCGGCCGAGUUCGAGGUCGUCCGCACCGUCAAAGAGAGAGCCUGUUAUCUGUCUCUCAACCCACAAAAAGACGAGACUUUAGAAACAGAGAAGGCUCAGUACGUUCUCCCGGAUGGAAGCACUUUAAAUAUCGGGCCGGCCAGGUUCCGGGCUCCAGAGCUGCUGUUCAGACCAGACCUGAUCGGGGACGAGAGCUCGGGGAUCCACGAGGUCCUGGCCUACGCCAUCCAGAAGUCCGACAUGGACCUCCGGCGCACGCUCUACUCCACCAUCGUGUUGUGUGGCGGCUCCACCCUCAUCAAAGGUUUUGGGGAACGACUACUAACUGAAGUCAAGAAGCUCGCACCCAAAGACGUAAAGAUCAAGGUGGGUUCAUGUCGUCGGGCUGUGUGCCAUGGCCAAGUGUCCUCUAGGGUCGGGUCCCAAAACCCUGUCCUCUAG